AUGCAGACAGACGCAGCCACAGAGUACUAUGAGCAACCGGCGCGGCUCACUCGCCCUCUAGACUCGCUAUCAGCCUCAGACAGGGCAAAUCUCCGAGCGCUACCAGCGUCUCCCGCUCGUAGUAGCAGCCCCGCGGAGGCAGCCGCCGUACAGUCCAGCGCCAGUCCGGCACCCCGCGUCAUCCUUGAGUCAAACCCCUCUACACCUUCGCCCUCAAUCUCGCCCCCGGCCACGUAUUCAACCAUCUCGUCGGGCUCAUCCUCACCCUCCCCCUUGGAUAAUCAACGCUCAAGUCACGAAGCUGUCAAUGACGGCUCAGACUUUACACAUCCAAGCAACGAACCUUCAGACUGGGAAGACUAUGAAAGUUCAGGCAGCGAAACCCCGGACCGUGACGGCUCUGCUUGUCAACCUUCAGAAGAUGACGCGCCCGACGCCUACUAUUUACGCUGCGGCCCAGACCUAUUCCUCCGCGCACCACCCCUCAGCUUUAGAGACCUUCUAGCCGUUGUGCCCCGCACUGGCAGCAGCAUCGAAGCAGCAGACGCGUUGGGCGGGCCGGACGCAGCGAUGGAGCUAACCCCUCUCGACUACGACGACCUUGCCGAGCUUGCGAAUCUGGUCAUGCGGCCUGAUUGGGACCAAGGAGCGAUAGAGAUCAGGGGAUUCUGGUGGGCAGACUUUGAUGGAUGGUUUGUGGAGGGUGCUAGAGGCAUUAUGACAGACAGCUGGAGUAAGAGGGGUCGUCUUCGACGUAAGUAG
Coniosporium apollinis CBS 100218 is the source of this 762-nucleotide messenger RNA. RefSeq lists its product as uncharacterized. NCBI's taxonomy places the organism in Eukaryota, Fungi, Ascomycota, Dothideomycetes. The coding region runs from base 1 to 762 and encodes 253 amino acids. The record is from RefSeq and is a predicted model, not a curated record. The transcript has a single exon.